Plasmodium berghei ANKA is the source of this 435-nucleotide messenger RNA. RefSeq names its product RNA-binding protein s1, putative. The record is from RefSeq and is a predicted model, not a curated record. Gene Ontology annotation, cellular component: ASAP complex; nucleoplasm; cytoplasm. Gene Ontology annotation, molecular function: RNA binding. The transcript has a single exon. Bases 1 to 435 code for a protein of 144 amino acids. NCBI's taxonomy places the organism in Eukaryota, Apicomplexa, Aconoidasida, Haemosporida, Plasmodiidae. Gene Ontology annotation, biological process: mRNA splicing, via spliceosome.
AUGAUUGACAAUUGUUUAUAUGUUUAUAACUUAACGAAGAACACAAGUGUAGAACAUUUGAAAGAAAUAUUUAUGAAUUUUGGAAAAUUAAUUGAUAUAAAUUACGUAUUAAAUGAUGAUAAUUUAAGCAAAGAAGAAAAUGAUAAUUUAGUUUAUGCUAAAAUCGAAUUUGAAAACCCCAAUGAUGCAAAAACUGCAAUAGAGUAUAUGGACGGGGGCCAAAUCGAUGGAAAAACUAUAUCAAUAAAACAUGAACAUGAAAUAACUUCAAAAAAUAACAAUAACAGAGUUAGUAAAGAAAGAAAUGAAAAAGACGGCAGUUAUAAAUAUAGCGAUUCGCGCUCUAGUUCAUCCAAUAGUUCAAAAAACAAAUCGAAUACGUCACAAAUCAAAAAAAAAAAUAAAAGUAAAAAAAAACAAAAAAAAUAUAAAUAA